Molecule: messenger RNA, 1202 nt
Organism: Engraulis encrasicolus (European anchovy)
Lineage: Eukaryota; Metazoa; Chordata; Actinopteri; Clupeiformes; Engraulidae
Product: visual pigment-like receptor peropsin
Exons: 7
Coding region: 262-1200 (312 amino acids)
Biological process (GO): cellular response to light stimulus; G protein-coupled receptor signaling pathway; phototransduction
Cellular component (GO): plasma membrane
Molecular function (GO): G protein-coupled photoreceptor activity
Source: RefSeq, a predicted model, not a curated record
AUUAUCUUUCACACUAUAUGUUUGGUUAUUUGUGAAAUGGAACAUUUUCUCUUAUCAGCACAAAUUGCCUUUGUUCUUGCUACAUCACUAAAAUGCUUACAGUGAGCUUUACUCAUUACAAAUCAUUGAGGCAUCAUUAUUUUAAUUAUGGGAGGAUGAUGUAGAUGUAGCCAAGGCGAUGCUGUGACAUCAGGUGGUCAUAGCUGCUUUCGCAGGAUCCUACACUGCACCUUUCCUCAUUCAUCUCCAAGCACAUCUAUCAUGAACUCAACAACAAACAGCACUGCCGUGCUCCCAGAGUCCGGACUAUGGACCAAGGAAGAGAGAUAUGUUCUUGUGGCUGUGCUUAGUAUUGAGAUGGUGCUUGGCAUUCUUGGGAACAGUUUGGUUCUCGUUGUCAAAAUUGUGUGCAAAUACCAUUUCCAGUGCAAAUACUGGCUCCCAAUGGUCAGCCUGACGCUGUCAGACUUGAGCUGCUCUGUGCUGAUCAUCUCCGGCUCCUUGCUGGCAAUGCUGACGGGGGGACAGAGGUCUCCUUGGUGCGAGGUGGUCAGCAUGUUUAAGUUUACCUUCAUGACGUCAUCCAUUGGUAGCAUAUCCAUUCUCUGUGUCCAAAAGCUAACAGGAAUACAGUCCACUGGAAGCUGCUUAUCUGUCAUCAUGGCUUUAGCAUGCCUCGCCUCUUGGCUGUUUGGUGUGGUGUUCGGGAUUGUGCCUGUCAUCUAUGACUGGAUUAAGUAUGAUUCAGCAGAGAUGCUGUGUGCAGUCUUCUGGGAGAACUCCUACUCUGAUAUGCUUGUCUAUAUCCUUUGUGCAUUCUCCGUCUGCAUCUUUCUGCCCUUUCUGCUGAUGCUGUUGUGCUCCAUCCUGUCUUGUGCCAGAUGUGGGAGACACAGCAGCAGCUCGGAUGACCUCUCCUCUGUGACACCUUUGCUGGUUUCAUUUUACCUCCUCUGUUACACGCCAUUUGCUGUGUCCGAGUUAAUAUUGCUUGGAAGAUUGGACCUCUCUCCAUCGCCUGAAUGGCUACGAACGUUUUCAUCUGUGGUGGCUUAUCUGGACUGUGGUUUAAAUCCUAUUCUUUACUGCACCAAUCAAGACUUCCGGCAGGCCUUGCUCGCUCUGCUGUGGACUAGUCGGAAGUUGAGCCUACCUGAACCUGAACCUGAACUGACCAGAAUUACUAGACUUCACAUGUGACA